AAAUGAAAAAUCGACUGGCUGCUAGAAUAUUACCAUACUUAUUUGAAAAGUUUUUUGCUAAAUAUUCAGAAUAUUUAGAAAGUCAAUUAAUAUCAUAUAAACUUGUGCAGGAACAAAAGUGGAGACAUGCAUCAGCAAAUACA
Molecule: messenger RNA, 143 nt
Organism: Funneliformis caledonium
Lineage: Eukaryota; Fungi; Glomeromycota; Glomeromycetes; Glomerales; Glomeraceae
Source: the annotation of a GenBank genome assembly